UCCCCUUCCCAUCCCUUCUGUCUUUCUCUAAAACCUUACCAGGCGAAUCCAUAUCAUUAAUAUUUCAGCCUCGGCUCCUGGCAGACAUUGGCUACGCUGCAACCCAGCUCAUCGAUAAGAGCUGGCAAGGAGGGGGAGCAGCCCACUGCAUGCCUCUGGCAGAGGAGUAAGAGCCAGAGAGACUUCGGUGAGAAAAAGUGAGCUCAGAAGGACUCUGCAGAGCUGAGCCAGCCAGCAGCAUCUCUCUCUUGCACUUUCUCUGAGAGAAGAGCUUGCUUUCCACAGAGAACUUCCCUGCAGUUACACAAGAGCAAAGCCAUCAUGGAUGUCUUUAAGAAAGGUUUUUCCAUCGCCAAGGAGGGUGUGGUGGCUGCUGCUGAAAAGACCAAGCAGGGGGUGACUGAAGCUGCAGAGAAGACCAAGGAAGGGGUGAUGUAUGUAGGGGCCAAAACCAAAGAGGGUGUAGUACAGAGUGUCACUUCAGUUGCUGAGAAGACCAAAGAACAGGCCAACCUCGUGGGUGAAAGCGUAGUGGCCAGUGUGAACACAGUGGCAAAACAGACUGUAGAAGGAGCAGAGACUGUAGUAUCUUCCACUGGGGUUGUAAAAAUGGAGGAUUUACACCCAGAGCAGCCUGAAGAGCCACUUGCUGAUGCAGAAGAAGACGCCCCAGUGGAAGCCACAGAAACCAGUCCAGAGGUAAAGCACAGUCACAGCCCAGCUAACCCCCGAAUCAUUGGCUGGUCUGGGGUUUUUCUCGCCAUCUAUUGUUCUUUCCUUACUUUCUCUGUGCUGAGCUGGUUUCCAUUUGUUUUCUGCAUACAGGGUGAAAAUGAAGGAUAUUAACCCCCCUCCGGUCUUCUAGUGUGAAAAAAAUUGGGAAUCCAGGAGUAAAUACAGAAAUGUUAGCUGACACCAGAGCAGGGAAAUCACUCAUACCCUAGGCUAACUUCAUUCAGCACUACAGCCUCACUUGCCUCAUCCCAACUUACCAUAAGUGUCUGGCAGAUCAUAUGUUUUAGGGCAGGUGUGUGCAGCACAAUUUGUGUCUCCCUUACUUUUGUGGCUUCCUUCUUUGCCCAUCUCCAUGCCUUCUAAGUGUAUGGCCCGAUAGCUGCGUGAUGCCAUUAGCACAGUGGUAAUUGGAAUUGCUGAUUAAUUUCUUUUCGCCCAUUAGUGUCAGCACUUGAUAUCGCUAGAAAAGGUGGACAUAUUUUUAUUUCUAAAGAAACAAAAUAAAACAACUUGUUUCAACUAA
Messenger RNA from Anolis carolinensis (green anole), 1258 nucleotides. RefSeq names its product synuclein gamma (gene sncg). The record is from RefSeq and is a predicted model, not a curated record. The transcript is spliced from 5 exons. Gene Ontology annotation, molecular function: cuprous ion binding. NCBI's taxonomy places the organism in Eukaryota, Metazoa, Chordata, Lepidosauria, Squamata, Anolidae. Bases 322 to 846 code for a protein of 174 amino acids. Gene Ontology annotation, cellular component: cytoplasm; axon terminus; neuronal cell body. Gene Ontology annotation, biological process: synapse organization; synaptic vesicle endocytosis; chemical synaptic transmission.